AUGUCCGAAACUCCUGGAGCAAAUCCGAAAAAAAAUCAGAAAAAAAAUUGCUUUGAACGAGUGUUUAAGAGUAUAUACCCGCGACAUUCUGUUUGCCCUGUCUUUGUGACUCUUGCUUUGUUGGCGGUAGUUUUUAUACCCGUUGGUGUUGUUAUUAUUAAGGUAAGCGACGCUGUUUUUGAAAUGAGUAUCAGAUAUGAUGAUGUGAACAAUUAUCAGUAUCGGGUUGGGCCAUCUGGUGUAUAUCCGCAAGAAUUUGAGUUUAACAAUUCUAACUUCUCUACUGGAGCUCGAGUUAGAAAGUCUUUUUCUCUCUUAAAAAGUCUUGCAUCUCCUAUUUACUUACAAUACAGAAUUGUGGGAUUUCAUCAAAACUUUCGUAAUUAUGCAGGUUCUCGAGAUUUGGCGCAAAUGGAAGGAGAUGCUUAUUCAGUUAACGAUGAUUGCAAACCCUUUAGAUUUCCUGGUGAAUUUCAUGGAAAUAAUAUAGGUGGAAUAUAUUUUCCAUGUGGUACAGUGGCGUGGAGUCUUUUUAACGAUUCUAUGAGUUUGUAUCGAUUACCAUUGUCUGGAUCGGCUGAUGAUUCUAAUGAUAUUCCUGAUGGUGCUGAAUUAGUAUGUGCUGGAUAUGCAUUUGAUACCGUUGGUAACAGUUUAGAAGAAGGAAAUCUUUGUAAAAAGAAAGGAAUUGCACUACCUAGUGACGUAUACCUUUUUCGUUCAGCGAAAAAUGUGCAAUCAAACGAUGUCUUGUGGGCUAAUGGAGGGGAUCCCACUUCAAGUAAUCCUUAUAAAGAAAAGGGAUAUUAUUAUGGAGAACCUGGACAUUCUAUUCCUGCAGUAACUGAUGAAGAUUUUCUUGUAUGGGCUUCUUUAUCUUACAUGUCUGAUUUUACCAAAAUGUAUCGCAUAAUUACAACUGACCUUCUGCCUGGUGAUUAUUUUAUUGAUAUUCUGGAAAACUUUGAUGUUUUUUCUUUUUCAGGUGAAAAACACGUUGUUUUGAUGACACGAAGUUGGUAUGGCGGGAAAAACUCUGUUAUGGGAAUAUUAUUCCUUGUUAUGGGAUGUAUCUCAUUUGUUCUUUGUAUCAGUGUAAUCAUAUUGCAGUAUGUGCAAUUAAAACGAUGUUAG
Molecule: messenger RNA, 1134 nt
Organism: Trypanosoma theileri
Lineage: Eukaryota; Euglenozoa; Kinetoplastea; Trypanosomatida; Trypanosomatidae
Product: miltefosine transporter beta subunit
Exons: 1
Coding region: 1-1134 (377 amino acids)
Cellular component (GO): plasma membrane; Golgi apparatus; endoplasmic reticulum
Source: RefSeq, a predicted model, not a curated record